CAAUUGGUUUUGCAAACGCCUUGAAUUUAUCACUUCCUCCUUCCUUCGUCCCAUUCUUUCUCCACCAGCAAGCUCAGUCAGCCUCUCUCACCUUUAUCGAAUACCACCGCCGUCCGGUGUAGCAGAUCCAGCUGCUAUUCUUCUUCUUCCUGUACCUCCGCAAUGCUGGUUUAGAUCGCCGGAUUCGGUGUCUCUGAACAGUGUUUUGCCUCCGAGCGCUUGACCGACGCACAGAAGGAAGCACGCACCACCGCCGGCGAAUUGCGAGAAUGGGAGCAGUGCCUUCUUCCCCCGGUCACAGCGAGGCGCGUCCUGCGGAAACGGCGGAGUAUUUAGUUGGAACGUUUGUCGGUGAGAAAUCUUUCCCCGUCGGUUCAGAUUUCUGGCAGAAACUGUUGGAGCUCCCUCUCAAUCUGCGGUGGCCUGCUGAUCGCGUUCGCGAAGCAUGUCAGCUGUUUGCACGAAACAACUCUUGCACCAGGCAUCUCGCGAAGAUACUCAUUCACCUGGCGCAGUGUUUGCAAGAGUGUAUGUCAGUUUCUGGUGCACCGUCAUCCACGUAUGUGAAGGCUAGCAACGCAGCAUACAUUUCCUCUGUCUUUCUCAAGCACUUAAUAGAGAAUGCACAAAGCAACAGUGUUGAGGAGCUAUAUCUUUCACUGAAUGACAGCGAGCCAAUUCCUCCGAAUUUCGUCAUAGAUCAGAACGUUGAAAAUCUUGUCAUGCAUAAUGUCCUCAAGUUUAUUGGUUUGGUGGAUGUCAGCCCAAACACUAGCGGCCUGCAUCAGGAGUUGCUCAACUUCUUGUUUGUUGCGAUGUCAACUCAACUGCUCUACGGGCCAACUCCUGGGCCAGCAGAUAUGAACCCAUUCAUUGAUGCUGCGAUGACUCGGGAAAGUUCCUUGGUUACUAUGGUUGUUCAGAGGUUGCUGCUCAAUUACAUUACGCGGCCUCGAAUCUCGUUGAAUGUUGGGUCUUAUCCUCCAUUUGGAGAGGCAGGGCAGCCUGGGGUGCUGCAAAGAGUGGGCUCCGCUGCUGCUAAUUUGGUCUUACUCCCAUUCAACUAUUUGGUAAGUUCAAGUGGGCAAGGUGUACGGAACCCGUUAGCAGAGUGCAGCCUCCAUGUGUUGCUUAUUCUUAAUUAUUACCGCAAAUGCAACCUGGCAGACGAGUCCAUAACAGAUAGAAGUGAUGACAGUGGAACAUCAGAUUCUCUUUCAAAAUCAUUCGUCGAGAACCCUUACUGCAAAGCACUGGAGAAUAUGAGGGAUAUCGAUCUUGAUCGAGUGGAUUUUGAGAAGAACGCACACAAUCCUUCAGUUGUGAGAUUGCCAUUUGCGUCGCUUUUUGAUACUCUUGGCAGGUGCUUGACUGGUGAAACAGCAGCUUUAUUGCUUUACUCGUUGUUGCAUGGGAACUCUGAUUUCUUGGAAUAUGUUCUGGUGCGAACUGAUGUAGAUACAUUGUUGAUGCCAAUCCUGGAGACUCUAUACAAUACCUCAAGGAGGUCAUCUAAUCAUAUCUACAUUUUGUUGAUUAUACUUCUCAUAUUGAGUCAAGAUUCUUCGUUUAAUGCAAGCAUCCACAAGAUGAUAUUGGCUAGUGUUCCAUGGUAUCAAGAACAUCUUCUCCAUCAAACGUCUCUUGGCUCUUUGAUGGUGAUAAUCCUGAUAAGGACCGUGAAGUAUAAUCUCUCUAAAUUGAAGGAUCUCUAUUUGCACACAACUUGCCUGGCAACUUUGGCCAACAUGGCUCCUCAUGUGCAUCGUUUGAGUCCAUAUGCAUCACAGAGGCUGGUUAGCCUGUUCUACAUGCUCUCGCGCAAGUACAAUAAGCUUGCCGAGAGGAUUGAUGAGAAGAGAGGGAAGGGUGGGUUGGUUGUAGAGAACGACCUUGCACUUGAUAUGUCAGCAGAACUGCAUAUAUACGCUGAUUUCCUGAGAAUCGUGCUUGAAAUAUUAAAUGCCAUUUUAACCUAUGCUCUUCCUCGGAAUCCUGAGGUUGUGUACGCCAUCAUGCAUCGGCAGGAAGUUUUCCAGCCUUUCAAAAGUCAUCCACGCUUCAAUGAAUUGAUUGAAAAUAUCUUUCUGGUUCUGGAUCAUUUCAACAGCCGAAUCGAUGCGCAGAAAGAAGAUGGUGAAUGGUCAGUGGAGAAGGUUCUCCAACUCAUAAUCAGCAUUUGUCGAUCGUGGCGGGGUGAAGGAAUGAAGAUGUUCACUCAGUUGCAUUUCUCGUAUGAGCAAGAGAGUCAUCCAGAGGAGUUCUUUACACCAUACAUCUGGCGGCUAACCUUUUCGCAAUGUGGAUACAGCUUCGAUGCCAGUGCCAUAAUUCUCUUCCCUCCUGAUUUGCCAUUGGUAAAACUUGAGAGUGAGGACGGUGAAAAGACGACCGGCCAUGAGAAUGGCGAGUUGGAAAAACGUCACGCUGUUCUGCUGGAUGUCUGAUGGUGAGGGCAUCAACUGCUUCGUAAAUGUUGGUAAUCGUCAAGUCACCUUUGUAUGUAAAUAUUUAUAUAAGAAGUUAGGAGAUCAACAUUUUUUCACCAUCUUCUCAUUGUUUCCCCGCCUGUCGUCUGUCGAUAUGCAUUGUAUCCCAGUAGCAGUUUUGCCCCGUAUAGAAGGAUGAGAAACAUUACUGUGUUGGACACUAAUUAGUUAAUAAUUUCAGUUCCCUUGU
Molecule: messenger RNA, 2679 nt
Organism: Linum trigynum
Lineage: Eukaryota; Viridiplantae; Streptophyta; Magnoliopsida; Malpighiales; Linaceae
Source: the annotation of a GenBank genome assembly